UCUGAAGAAGAGGCUAGGACCACCACACUCACACACAAAGAACCCACACACACACACACUGUCUCUCUCUCUCUCUCUCUCCCCCUCUCUCACACUCACACACACACACUCCGCAACCAACCCCAACCCCGAUGGUGAUGAAUACAUUGGAAAGUUUUUUUGGCCCCGGAGAGGGUGUCAGAUUGAAUGCUCUGUGCGCAUGUGCGAAGGUGUCCAAACUGACAAUGCUCGGGAGAUGAAGAUAGCGCGGCAGAGCAGCCGCGGGUUCAAGGAGGGAUCCACUCCGCCGUCAAGAUGAGAUCUAAGGCGCGAGCGAGGAAACUGCCCAAAAGUGAAUCUCUGAAGAUUGGUUGUAAUUCCAGGAGAACACCAGCCACCACCUGGAGGUGACAACGAGAUUGUGAAUAAUAUGUAUGAAACUGAGGCAGACCUCCUGGCAGGCGAGAGUGCAGACGAGGAGAUGGAGGACGGCAUCAUGUCUCCCAUCCCUGUGGGACCUCCAUCCCCUUUCCCCACGGGCGAGGACUUCAACCCCAAAGAAGGCUCACCUUACGAAGCUCCUGUCUACAUCCCUGACGACAUUCCGAUCCCGCCCGACUUUGAACUGAGGGAGUCCUCCAUUCCGGGUGCAGGACUGGGCAUCUGGACCAAAAAGAAGAUUGAAAUUGGGGAAAGAUUUGGGCCUUACGUGACCUCUCCGAGGACGGCGUUGAAGGAAACAAACUUUGGGUGGGAGCAAAUGCUUACGGAUCCAGAGACAGCUUUGCAAGAUGGUUGCAUUAAAAAGAUUGGUGAAGACCUGGGCACUGAAAAAUUCUGUGUUGAUGCCAGUCAGACAGGAAAUGGAAACGGGAACUGGUUGAAGUACAUCCGAAUGGCGUGCUCCAGUGAAGAGCAAAAUCUCGCAGCAUGUCAUAUAAAUGACCAGAUUUAUUAUAAAGUUAUUAAAGAAAUAGAACCAGGAGAAGAGCUGCUGAUGUACAUGAAAGAAAGCACUUAUGCUGCUGGGAACAUGCCACCUAGUUUGGAAGAAGUGCACACGUUUCGCUGCGAGCAUUGUGACGAACUUUUCCAGUCAAAGAUGGAGAUGAGGCGGCACAAGAAAUACUCCUGCAACACUGUCAACUCCCUCUACGAGUCUCUGAGCGAGGAGAUUAAGCAAGAAGGUGCGGCUGAUGGGCAGGUCCAUGAAUGCAAAGACUGUGAGAGGAUGUUCCCGAACAAAUACAGCUUAGAGCAACACAUGAUCAUCCACACUGAAGAAAGGGAGUACAAAUGCGACCAGUGCCCCAAGGCCUUCAACUGGAAAUCAAACCUGAUUCGUCACCAGAUGUCACAUGACAGUGGCAAGCGAUUUGAAUGUGAAAACUGUGUGAAGGUGUUUACAGACCCCAGCAAUCUGCAACGGCACAUCCGUUCCCAGCACGUUGGCGCACGGGCUCACGCCUGCCCGGAUUGUGGGAAAACUUUCGCUACUUCGUCUGGCCUCAAGCAGCAUAAGCACAUUCACAGCACUGUCAAACCUUUCAUAUAUGCUUUAGGUGAGGUCUGCCACAAGUCCUACACGCAGUUCUCCAACCUGUGUCGCCACAAGCGGAUGCACGCCGACUGCCGGACCCAGAUCAAAUGCAAGGAUUGCGGGCAGAUGUUCAGCACCACCUCCUCACUCAACAAGCACCGGCGCUUCUGUGAGGGCAAGAACCAUUAUAACCCUGGGGGGAUUUUCAGCUCAGGGUUGCCUCUGACCCCUAGCUCCAUGAUGGACAAAUCCAAGCCGUCUCCCAAUCUCAACCACACCAGCCUCGGGUUCAACGAUUACUUCCCAUCCCGGCCACACCCAGGAGGACUUCCAUUUUCACCUGCUCCUCCUGGGUUUCCAGCCCUGACUCAUGGCUUCCCAGGUAUUUUCCCUCCCUCUCUAUAUCCCAGGCCCCCUUUAUUACCUCCAACACAGCUGCUAAAGAGUCCCAUCAACCACACCCAAGACGCCAAGCUUCCGAGCCCCCUGGGGAACCCGGCCCUCCCUCUCAUUUCUGCUGUGAGCAACAGUGGCCAUCCAGUCUUGGGAGACGAGAAGUUCAACAGCAGCCAUCUGGGGAACUCCUACCUGGAGAAGCUCAAAGCCAGGACCAGCGACGUCUCAGACGCGAGCGAUUUUGAGGACGUCAACACGACCACAGGCACGGAUCUGGACACCACCACUGGCACCGGGUCUGAUUUGGAGAGCGACGCAGAGAGUGACAAGAUGAAAGACAAGAGCAACCCGCCGGAAAGCAAGCCGGAUUUCCUCAGCGGCUCAGUGUCCACGAGUUCUGCUAACAACAUGAGCGACAUCCCUCUUUUCUACUCUCAGCAUUCCUUCUUCCCUCCCCCUGAAGAGCAGCUGCUUCCCACGGCCGGGGCAGCCAACGAUUCUAUAAAGGCCAUAGCCUCCAUUGCGGAGAAGUACUUUGGGCCCGGCUUCAUGGGGAUGCAGGAAAAGAAAAUAGGUUCCCUCCCGUACCAUUCCAUGUUUCCAUUCCAGUUCCUUCCCAACUUCCCCCAUUCGUUGUACCCUUUCACAGACCGGACCCUGAAUCACAGCUUGCUGGUCAAGGCAGAACCAAAGUCGCCCCGGGACCUUCACAAAAUGGGCAGCGGCAGCUCUGAGUCGCCCUUUGACCUUACCACAAAGCCAAAAGAAAUUAAGCCAGCCUUGCCGCCCCCCAAAAUCCUGCCCCCACACCCUUCUGGGGAGGAACAGCCACUAGACUUGAGCAUCGGCAACCGCAUCCGGGCGAGCCAGAAUGGGAGCCGGGACUCCCGAAAGAACCACGCUUACGGAGAGAGGAAACUAAUGGCCAGUGAAGUAUUACCCAAGAUUUCUCAGGCUCAGAUGCCGCCGCAACCAUCCCUGCAUUACGCUAAGCCGUCACCUUUUUUCAUGGACCCCAUCUACAGCAGGGUGGAGAAGCGGAAGGUGACGGACUCAGUGGGAGCACUAAAGGAGAAGUAUUUGAGGCCUUCCCCGCUGCUUUUUCAUCCCCAGAUGUCGGCAAUAGAAACCAUGACAGAGAAACUGGAGAGUUUUGCAGCCAUGAAAGCAGAUGCCGGCGCCUCGCUGCAGCCCCUCCCUCAUCACCCGUUCAACUUCCGGUCGCCGCCCCCAACGCUGUCUGACCCCAUUUUGCGCAAGGGCAAAGAACGUUAUACCUGCAGGUACUGUGGUAAGAUCUUCCCACGAUCCGCGAAUCUGACGAGACAUCUCCGGACACACACAGGAGAACAGCCUUACAGGUGUAAAUACUGUGACAGGUCAUUCAGCAUUUCCUCGAACCUCCAACGCCACGUCCGAAACAUACACAACAAGGAGAAGCCAUUCAAAUGUCACCUAUGUAAUCGGUGCUUUGGCCAGCAGACCAAUCUCGACCGGCAUUUGAAGAAACACGAACACGAAAAUGUUCCAGUGAGCCAACACUCUGGGUCCAUCACAAACCACCUUGGGACCAACGCUUCCUCUCCAACCUCAGAAUCAGACAACCAUGCACUUUUAGAUGAGAAAGAGGACUCGUAUUUCUCUGAGAUCAGAAAUUUUAUCGCAAAUAGUGAGAUGAACCAAUCGUCGGCUCUAGCGGAUAAAAGGCCUGAAAUCCAGAACGCUGAUGGCAACUCCCAGUGCCACGGCCUUGCAAUCGACAAAACGGAAGACGUGGACGAGGAAGAGGAAGAACUGGAAGAGGAAGACGACGACAGCUUGACGGGGAAAUCGCAGGACGAGACGGUGUCUCCGACAACGGAGCCCCAAGGCGGGUAUGAGGAUGAGGAAGAUGAAGAGGCCGCAUCCCUUACCAUGAGUUUUGACCGCACCCGAAGGUGUAUUGAGGAGGACGAAGCCGGCUUGUUAGAUUUGGAGCAGAUGCCGCAUUUUGGGAAGGGGCUGGAUCUACGCAAAGCAUCCGAGGAAUCUUUUGAAGUUAAAGAUGUGUAUAAUCCCACCUUAGACUCUGAGGCAAUUAAACAGACACUGUACAGGCAGGCUAAAAAUCAGGCUUAUGCAAUGAUGUUAUCCCUUUCCGAGAACACACCCCUCCAUCCCUCUUCCCAGAACUCUCUGGAUGCUUGGUUGAACAUGGCAGGGGCAGCCUCGGAGUCAGGGGGCUUCAACUCCGUCGGUCACCUCUGAGAGGUUCGAGGGGGCACCCGCCACCAUCCCAGUAAGGAGACUGAGGUACCCCAAAAGGCCUCUCGGACACCCCAGAACGUGAGAAACUCACCCGAAGGCCUCCCAGGCUUUCCUGCUGGGAGAACAAACCCGUCGCGGACAUGUUGCCUCUCGUUUCCGAUUUUGCCGAAUCCGCCAACCUCAGCCACCCUGGGAUCCUGCCAUCUCCAAAGCGUAGCACAGAUCACGAACGAAUGACUUCCUGCAAGGUGCACUUGUCGUUAGCAAAUCAAAUACUGUCCCUUCUCCCGUUACAGACCGUAUUGCUGAGCCAGCAAAAACCUACUUGUAAACAAACGAAAAUAAACUUGAAGUCCUUCGAUCCUCACAUCCAGUUCUACGUAAGAAGACAAUGAUGACUUUCCAGGCCAGGUCUAUAUUAAUGAAGUCACUGGAUUCCCACCGAGAUUAGGACACUGUUGAUGUUUCUCUGCUUCGUUCCCCCCUUCUCCAAUUUUACAACUGGUGUCAAAUCUUUUUCCCUAGGACCCAUGUAUGUAUGUAGUGUGAACCCUUGUUACAAUGCCUUGGUGUGGUCAAGAACAGCCUCUGAACAUACAGUCCCUGUGGUGGGUAGUUUUCCUGAUAUGCAUCACUCGGAUAUAAUGGUCUUGUUCCUACAUCUCAAUCAUUGUCCCUUUUCUCAAAGGAGGUCUUGGGUAUAGUGUCUUCUCUGAACAAAGGAGCCAUCAAGACUGUGAUAAUCUGGUAUUUCACUCUCCCCAAGAUUUACUAGUCCUAGAAAAUGAUCUGAAAGACAACAGAGAUUUUUUGUCUUUUCUCCUGUUCUCCAGGGCAGUUCCUACAUAGCUGAAACCGGAAAUGGUUCUGGAAAAGAGCAUUGCUUUUUUAAAAAGGUAAAUUAGGUUCCCCUAAGACAGGGACCCAGUUUUGGAAUUUUCAGGUCCACUCUCAAAAGGCAAAGCUGCUGUCAACCGAAAUAGAUCACUGAUCCUCCUAGCUUGUAGAUCACUGAUCCUCCUGGCUGUCGAUGGCUCCUAGCUUGUAGAUCACUGAUCCUCCUGGCUGUUGAUGGCUCUCCAGGGACUCAGGCAGAGAAGCACCUUUCCUGUUUUCUGAGGUUCUUAAACUGGAGAUUCUGAUUGAACCCGGAAGCUUCUGCAUGCAAAGCAGAUGCCUUCUGUCACAGAGCCAACAGUGCCUCCCCAAUCCACGAAAUUUCACCAAAAUCACCCAAACCCUUUCUGCCCUGCUCAUGAUAUCUUGAAUGUUUCAGUUCAGCAGGAUUUGGCCGAUUUAGCUAAUUUGCCUCAGAAUUUUACCUGUGGGGAAAGGUUGGUGGUCAUUCCAGCGCAGGUGCCUACGUACUGACCAAUGUAUGGCUGCUGUACUUUGUUUGUGUGUGGAUUUGGGGGGUUUCUCUUUGGAUACGCCACCAAACUGAAACUGAAGUCUGGGUGACAACCACAAGAGACAAUUCCACCGUUUUCCUUUGCUGAUGGGCUAGAGGGGUUUCAUUGGGUGCAUUCCACUUAAACCCAGCGGGUAUUUGAUAUUAGAAGUGAUAUCAGAUAGGGCAGGAUUAGGAAUUGUUUUGUGUGUCGGAAGGGCCCUUUAGUUGGAACUCUCAAUGUAUAGAAUUGGAUCAUAUCAAUCCCGGAAUGCAGUGUCUUUCGACAUUCAAGCUACUGCCCCAAUAUAGAUGCAUUCAUACUUUUCAUUCCUACCACAUAUCAGAACAGUCCUCUGUCUUGGAAUCUCUCUGUCCUCCCAGUUUCCAGGGUGAAGAUUUGGAUUAGGUUCAAAAAGACAGACUUGUUCAGAUAAUAUGAGAAGGGGGGGUGAUUUGAGGGAUACACACUAUGGAGUUUCCUUCAGUGUCAAUAUUUUCAAAUCUUUGGGACAUAUCACUGGACCAGCAUAGUCCAGCUUUAACAUGGCCUGGGUUAAUUUAGUGGUUUAAACGUUAUAAGCGUCAGGAGACGAAGCUUUCUUCAUCAGACUCUCAAAAGUUUACACCGCAAAAAUCUCGUAGGUGUCUACGGUGCUCCUGGAUUGGACUCUAGGUGGUCUGCACCAGAGCAACCUGGAUACCUGAGUCUAGUUUGGCAAAGAAGAUUUUGUUAAAGAUGGGUAGUUUCACACCACCUCACAGAACUACAUUUCCCAGGGUUCCCUGGAGCAAGGCAACAGCUGCUAAACCAAUUUGCCUGUAGUAUAAAUGCACAGUAUAAAUGCAAUUGACAGAUCUGCCAUCGGGCCUUGAAAGUUACCCCAGGCAGGGUAUCUUCAAGACAAGAUACAGAGGUUUUUUUUUUGGGGGGGGGGGGGUGUCUUCUUUAAGUCAGGCACAUGCAUUUGAAUCAACGUCUAAAGUAUUUUUUUAAUGCCAUCUCCAAAUUUUAUUGUUUGUUUUUAAGUUUAGUGUUGACAAAUACCCUGCAGAUAAGUCUGACGAUAAGCAGAGUCGUUCAUGUUAAAGAUCAGCAGUCCACCUGCAAUUAUUCAUGGGGUUUUCCAGCAUGGUUUUUUUUAAAAAAAAACUCUGAAUCUCCUACAAUCUGAACAUCAAUAAUUCAUCGGGAAUUUAGUUAGCAGCGGAGAAAUCAUCUUAGGCAAAUUUGGAAUGUGGGCAAACACCUUUGAAUGGCCCGGCGCUGCCUGAGACCUCCUUCUGUCUAUUGACUCACCUGUUAUGUGGAUAAUGCAUUGUGGUGGUUAUUGUAAGAGAAUCCCUGGGUCUCCACCAGGGUUGCCAACCUCCAGGCAGGAACUGGGGAUCUCCUGAAAUUGCAACUGAUCUCCAGACAACAAAAAUCGGUUCCCCUGGAGAAAAUGGCUGCUUUGGUGGUGGAUUGUAGGUCAUUAUGCCCCACUGAGGUCUCUCCCCUCUUUAAACCUGACCCUCCACAGGCCCCACCCCUCAAAUCUUCAGGCAUUUCCAUAUUCGGAGUUGGCAACCUUAGUCUGACCUCUACUGGAGCAGCAAAGGGUUUUUCUGCAGCGGUUAUUUCUGUUAGUUGUGUUCCCCAACUGUGUCUUUCCCCCCUCUUUUCUGCACAUGUUUUGCUCCCUCUAGUGGUCGCUUCGAUCUUCAUAGCUGUUUCUCUGGGAGUGGGGGAUUCCCUUCAGGGAGGCUGGGACAUUCCUCAGAAGCCCAGGAUGACUCAAGUGUUUGGGGGACUCCCUUGAACUGAAAAAAAAAAGAUAGUUGGGAGGAAGCUGCACAAACCAAGGAAGAGUUAUGGCAUCCCACUCUGUGUCCCAAGCUUCAUCUCUCCCUCUUGCUUCAUUCAUUGAAUUGGAGCACUUGGGCGGCGGGGAGGAAGGACAGUUAUGUUUGGCUGACUUCAUGGACCUUCCAGAAGCCUCUAUCAUCCAGAAUUUGACCAACUCCUGAAGCCAGCGGGACUGGGAAAUGAACUCUUGUGCAUCCUUUGUGCCCAGAUGUGCAAAGACCGUAAAUCUGCACAGCUCCUUCCCCUUCCUCCCAGGGGCUGUUUACACAUCUUCCACUCAGGGCAGAAAGGUGCUUUCCCAUGAAAUCCAGAAGCCUUUGUAGAGGGUGCAGGAAUCAACAGCCGCCCUCAUUUAGCACAUUGCGCAAAGCAAUGGGGAUGUCCUGGGGUUGCUCGUCCCACCCUUGGGACCCUCUGGGCAGUCCAUGUUGUGCAUAGCAGCAUCCCCAUAGAAACUCACAAAGUUGCCAUCUGCCCAUGACCAGAGGAACACUUCCUUUUCUCUAUCGUCCUCCUGCACAAAACCACCCUUAAAGCUACGGCAAAACAUUCCAGAUGCUGGCACUAUUAAACCCAUUCAUGGGGGCUGUGUAUUUUCAGAGGGGCCAAUUUAAAAAAAAAUGAGAAACCAACCUAUUGGGAGAUUUCAGGGGGAGGGAGGAACGCGAUGGAAUUUUCUUUAAUCUGUAUAUAACAUGUAAUUUUUUUGGAAAAGGAAAAAAAACUUUUUUUUCUUAUUUUAUUCCUUCCGUAACAGUAUUUUUAUUAUAUUUUUGUUUUGCGUUAGAUAUCAUUAUUGUAAAGAAAUAAUGUUAAUAUAAGUAAUUAGUGAAGGACCAAAAUGGUAUAAUUAAGGCUGUGUGUCGUAUGACUGAUAACCAGGGAGUAGAGGGUGUUUUUCAUAUUGUCUCUAAUGUGCCAAAUAACCCAUGGGUAAUAAUAGUCCUGUUCUUGCUGUCGGUUUCCAGACAAUCAUAUGUUAUGUUUAAUUAUUCUUUUUCUAAAAAGUUUCUGGGGGGAUUUGCAUUGAGGAUUGAGCGGUCUAUUUAUAUGGGUCUUUGUUUCCUUUUACGAUUUGGCAAAGAAAAGAAUAUUGCAACCAGAAAUCUUAGAAGAUGUCCUUGGAAAGGAAAGAGCCAAGAGGCACGUAUGCGCCCAUGCAAUGUAACCAUGAAACAAGGGCAGCAGCGGCAUUCCACAUUACAGCUGUUGUGGCGUUCAGGGCACGUGGGCAUACAAGAUACUGAUGGUUUUCAGAAAAGACCCUCCAAACCCCUCCUUGUUUAGCUAAUGGCCUAAUUUGAAGACUUACAAGUCUGCUCCAAAGAUACCACCUUGCCAAGUAGCUGGUCAGCGCUGUCCAUUUUGUGGGCUGGCUUUUCAAAGAGGCACAUGACUAGAAGGUGGGCUGACUUGGGAUUCUCUAAACAGGUGGCUGGUACAGUCAAUGCUCUUUGGUCCAGUGUGGAUGCAACUAAUUCAAUAUUUGGGCCUGUGCUAUGGCCUUGGUGUUGGAUACUGGUGACCAUGAAUUAAUUCUUUCCUUUGGAACUCUGGCCCCUUCCACACAUGCACUUUCAAUGCAUUUUGCAGCUGGAUUUUACUGUGCGGAAUAGCAAAAUCCACUUUCAAACAAUUGUGAAAGUGGGUUGAAAGUGCAUUAUUCUGCAUGUGCGGAAGGGGCCUCUGUGUCGAAAAGGAUUUAUACGCACAGGCAAGCGAUGCCCAGUCCAGCAGGAGAUAUGAGCACAGCACUGCUGGGCUACUACAAGAUUGCAUGAUUGGCCAGAAGAUUGGUAAUCUUUUCAGCACAUCGAUUCUCACUACCAAUAGGGGAAAACAGUUUUAACACUAGAUUAGGGUUUUCUUGCGGAAGGGGGCAUUCUUGUCAACUGAACUGAUCCAACUGGAGUAUCAUGUUGAGAUGUUCAAAGGAAUCUGGAACAGUCUGUACCCUCCAUCAACUUUAAUCUCACCUGCUCAGUUCCACCACCCCGAAAUGAAGAAACUAAGGCCCCUUCCAUACACGCAAAAUAAUGUGUUUUCAAACCACUUUCACAACUGUUUGCAAGUGGAUUUUGCCAUUCUGCACAGCUUCAAAGAGCAUUGAAAGCAAUUUGAAAGUGCAUUAUUCUGCAUGUGCGGAAUGAGCCUAAGGUUGUACUUCAGAAGACUAAAAACAGUUAAGCUGAUGAGAAAAAACGCUCUUCUAACCUGUUCCUCUUAAUUAACAUUAGUUCACCCUGCAUGCAAAAUAUUAACCCAAACCCUAAUUCCAAGGACAUGUCUUUAUUUGUGAAGGAUUGGUACAAAAAUCUGACCAGGAUAGAAGAGGAGGGUGAAAGGGUAUCUCUUUAUGCGUAUGUUGCAGUGGAAUGCCUCCCUUGAACCAGCCAAGAGGGGGCUGCUUUGGUGCAUUAUGCUCCCGAGCUUCCCUCCAUCCCCAACACAUUUUUCAUGCCAAUCAAAAGACCAGCAAACAAGGAUGGGAUUUUUGAAAAGUUCUCUUAAGGGAUCGUUGCAAGUGCCAAAUUGCAUGUCUUGAUGGAAACAAGAACCCCAUUUUGUCUGUUUAAAACCCAAGACUCAGCACUUAGAAUUUCAUGAGAAAAACAAAAUACUUGUUCCCCGCCCCUUUGUCCUUGGUGAAGAAUCCUAUAAAGCACUUGUUGGGUGACUUGAAACAUUCGGACGUUCUCCUGCAUCAACUCCAUGGAAAAGUCUGGGUGCGGCUCCGGUCGAUUUCAGUUGCGCAAGAGAACAUCCCGGUGGUUUGUGUCCUGUAUACAUUUAGGCAUAAAUGAAGCAUAGAAGCACUGGAAUGAAUUUAUUUUUUUUUCCUCCAACGUACUGCAAUCUACUGACUUAACAUUCAUUAUUUUUAAUAUGCUGUAUUUUUUAUUUCUUAUGUGGUGGUUGGAAGGAAAGCAACAUGGGUGUAGAAAUUUACACUUUUUUAAAAAAAAAUGAAGGAAUAAUCUAAUCUGCUUGUGCCUCCGCAGAUGAUCCGUGGGCAAAAUAAUUUUCAUAUUCGAUGGGUCAAAGUAAAGGUGUUUCACCGAAAGCCAUUGGAAGUGGUUUCCCUUUUGUAUUUUCUUAAUAGAUACACAGCCUGUGAUUUUUGAAAAAAGGUUGGUUGCUUCUGCCUAUAUAAUCCAAGUAUGUCUCUUUUUUUCUCUCUCUCCUUUCCUUUCCUUCCUGCAUGUCUUUUUUCUUCCUUGGUCCUCAAUACCACUUUUAGAACUUUUUUUUUUUAAUGAGCAAAAAUGGCAGCUUUUGUUUUCCAACAAUUAACGUGAGAACAAAUAAUUCUAAAGCCAUUUCUCAAACGGGCAUAUCUACACUACAGAUUUAAACUGGUUUGAGAGUCAUUCCGCCUCCCCCAAAGAAUCAUGGAAACUAUAGUUCAGUGGAGAGGGCAAGGUUAAGCAGACUAUUGCAGAAGUUUCUGCACCCACCGUGAAAACUACAAUUCCCAAGUUCCUUUGUGACAACCAGUCCAGUUAAAGUGAUUACAAACCAACAUAAACCUGUUGUUUAGAUAUGCCUCUUUACCUAUCUCAGCUGUCUUUCUUGCUAAUUUCAACAUGCAAGCUUUUUUAACGCCCGUUGCCUGCCUGAAAAAAAGAUGUAAUUUUUUUCUUGUUUUUUAAAAGAAACUUAUAUAUAUAAUGGUAGCAAGGAUUAUAAUUUGUGUAUCUAUCCAUCCUUCCUUCUCCAAUUCUCCGCCGUUGUUACAAUAUACAAAUUUGAACUAGGUUUUUUUUUCCUUUUAGAAAUGUAUAGUCUUUUUUAAUCAAUUGUAAAUGUCUUUUUUUUCCAAAUAAUGUUUUAAAAACAUUGAGAAAGAAGAAGGUGCUAGUUCUUGGCAUUCUGGAGUGUAUAUUGCUUCUGUUGUUUAUAAGUAAAAUUGCAUGACUUGUGUUUCAAAGUCAUUCUUGUGUCCGUUUGUGAAAUUUUUAUUAAAAACAACAAAAAAAUUCAGUAGAUGCACUUAUUGUAUAUGUGAUUAGGGGUAUUUUUUUUUCCUUUUGUUUGAAUUUUUCUGUUUUUUUCGUUAGGGGCUAGAAGCCUCGAACUGCCAAGGAAAAUUUUAAAUAAGUGGCAGUUAUUAAUUAAUAUGAAAUCGCUUUGUUGGGAGAGUAAAUGAAGUUAAAAGAGAGAAAGAGAGAGAUGACUUGUAGAAUAUAAUUAAAAAAAGCGAUUUUGCAAAAAUUUCACUUUGAUGCUUGUGAUAAAAAGAUGACUUGUGUAGAGAAAUUCCUUUAAAAAUAAUGACUAGAAAGCGCUGAUUUUGAGGUUAAUGCUGUAGAAUAGGAAUGUAUACCAAAUGUAAUCUUUCCAAUGCUACGACGGAUUUAUACAUGAGAUUGAUAUGCAAUAAACUU
Molecule: messenger RNA, 11789 nt
Organism: Sphaerodactylus townsendi
Lineage: Eukaryota; Metazoa; Chordata; Lepidosauria; Squamata; Sphaerodactylidae
Gene: PRDM16
Product: PR/SET domain 16
Exons: 18
Coding region: 410-4162 (1250 amino acids)
Biological process (GO): positive regulation of reciprocal meiotic recombination; regulation of transcription by RNA polymerase II
Cellular component (GO): nucleus
Molecular function (GO): histone H3K9 methyltransferase activity; histone H3K36 methyltransferase activity; protein binding
Source: RefSeq, a predicted model, not a curated record